This is a messenger RNA of Eriocheir sinensis (Chinese mitten crab), 1015 nucleotides long. Its product is annotated as homeobox protein GHOX-7-like. NCBI's taxonomy places the organism in Eukaryota, Metazoa, Arthropoda, Malacostraca, Decapoda, Varunidae. The coding region runs from base 122 to 760 and encodes 212 amino acids. The transcript has a single exon. The record is from RefSeq and is a predicted model, not a curated record. Gene Ontology annotation, biological process: embryonic morphogenesis; regulation of transcription by RNA polymerase II. Gene Ontology annotation, molecular function: RNA polymerase II transcription regulatory region sequence-specific DNA binding; DNA-binding transcription factor activity, RNA polymerase II-specific. Gene Ontology annotation, cellular component: nucleus.
GCCGCCGCUCAUUGGCUGGCCGCCCCGCCCCGUGACCUGACCUGGCCUGGGUCAGCUAUAAAGGCCCGGCUGGCCGCCGCCGUGACCACUUUUUAGCCACCACCGCCGCUGCCGCUCCGCCAUGGCCACGCCGCCCCUCACGCCCUCGCCGCCGCCGCGCCCCAGCCUGUCCUUCGGCAUCGACGCCAUCCUGGGCCUGGCGCCGACACACUCCACCCCCGCCGCCGCCACCACCGUUUCCACCCCCGCUGCCGCCGCCGUCACCACCAUAACCACCAGCACCACCACCAGCAGCGAGGCGCCGCCGCCCGUGACCGUGGUGGCCACGGCUCGCCUGGCCCCCGCGCCCCGCGCCGCCCACGCCCUCAGGUUCGUGCCCUACGGCCUGGGCUAUGGCGCGCCGCGACUGGCCACGCCCGUGCUGCGGCGCCACAAGCCCAACCGCAAGCCGCGCACGCCCUUCACCACGCAGCAGCUGCUGUCGCUGGAGAAGAAGUUCCGCGAGAAGCAGUACCUCAGCAUCGCCGAGCGCGCCGAGUUCUCCGCCUCCCUCAGCCUCACCGAGACGCAGGUCAAGAUCUGGUUCCAGAACCGACGCGCCAAGGACAAGCGGCUCAAGGAGGCGGAGAUGGAGCGGCUCACCAGGCCGUUCUUCUCGCCCUACGCGGCCACCGCGGGCCGCGACGCCUGCACACUGCUGUCCCUGCCGCCCCGCCUGCCGCUGCCCCUGCUGCGGCCCAUGGCGCCCUUCUACGCCUAGCAGCAACGCCGCCCCGCCGCCGCCGUCCCCCGGGGCGCCGCGGCGAUGAAAGAUUGAGCAGCAAGUGUUUGGCGCGGCGCGGCGCGUGUGUGGCGCCGUGCAGGCCGCCCACACCCCGCCCCACGCCCGCCCCGCCGACCCUCACUGCCCCUUGCAGCCCCCCUGUCCCGGUGACCCCCUCCCCGCCCCCCGCCGCCAAAGAUGUAUGUGAGAGCCGCCGUCCGGUGUGUUGUGUUGUCUUGUUAAUAAAGUGUU